CCGGCUAAAACUCAGUUAGCAGCUGUCGGUUGGAGGCAAAAUACGUUCAAUUAGCGAAGCGAAGCUGAUAAAAAUAUUUUAUUUUGUUACUAAUUAAAUAACUGCCUACAAAAACAAAACAAAAAAAGAAACAACAAGAGCAAAAACAUGUUAAGCACAAAUUCUAGCAAGCUUUGGGGGUUCGUUUUGCUUUUUUGCUGCAGCUUAGCGUUGGUGUGCGAUGCUCAGGAAAGCACUACAAAUAAACCCUGUCCACCCAACGAGACUUAUACACCCUGUGGUUCACCCUGUCAAACUGAAUGCUCCACGCUGAAUGAGCCAUGUCGGAUACAGAAUAUUCGCUGCCCCGAUGGUUGUUAUUGUAAUGAAGGUUAUGCACGCGAUAGUAAUGGGGUUUGCAUACCGAAGAAAGAUUGCCCGUAAAACUAAAGGAAUGAAGAGUGAAAAAUUGAUAAAUAACCAGGUUUAUUAAAAAUGUAAAAAAAUUAAAAACAAAAUUCUUGUUUUUGAGCAAAAAUGGUAAAAAAGAAAUUGUAUAAGAUUUGAAGGAUUUUAAAGAAAAUAAAUUCGAGUUGAUUUGACUAAAAUACAAAUUUUAGGAAAAAAUGUAUAAAAAAGAUUUGAAAA
This is a messenger RNA of Anastrepha ludens (Mexican fruit fly), 627 nucleotides long. RefSeq names its product chymotrypsin-elastase inhibitor ixodidin. The record is from RefSeq and is a predicted model, not a curated record. NCBI's taxonomy places the organism in Eukaryota, Metazoa, Arthropoda, Insecta, Diptera, Tephritidae. The transcript is spliced from 2 exons. The coding region runs from base 148 to 423 and encodes 91 amino acids.